CCCUAGGCAUUCACACAUCCCAGCAACUCUGCAAGUGAGCAGUUGAAGAAAAAGGAGGAGAAGAGCUGGACGGACAAAGAGGAGGAAGAGAAAGACGGAGAAGGUGAAACAAGGAGGAGGAGACGAAGGGAGACGUACGGCAAACUUGGACAGGUAAAAACGCAGCUAGCAACCACAACACCGAAAAUUUCAUUUCUAUGGCUACCAUGAAUGUUGCAGAUGUAUCCCAGUCAUCCACCAGCACCACCAUCACAACAAACGGCAGCACCAUCACCACCACCGGAAUCCCUGCUGCCGCCGCCGGCAGCAUCACCACCACCACUAUUGCCAACAGCACCACAAGCCCUGCAACACCAAGCAGAUAUGAAUCCCAAAAGAGAAGAGACUGGAACACCUUUGGGCAGUAUCUAAGGAACCACAAGCCACCACUAUCACUGUCAAAGUGCAGUGGUGCACACGUGUUGGAGUUCCUGCGCUACCUGGACCAGUUCGGCAAGACCAAGGUGCACACCCAGAUCUGCCCCUUCUUCGGCCACCCUAACCCCCCGUGCCCAUGCCCGUGCCCGCUUCGGCAGGCCUGGGGCAGCCUCGAUGCGCUCAUCGGCCGUCUCCGCGCCGCCUAUGAAGAGAACGGCGGUAAGCCGGAGGCCAAUCCCUUCGGCGCCCGCGCAGUGCGACUCUACCUAAGGGAGGUGAGGGAAUUGCAGGCGAAGGCAAGAGGAAUCGCUUACGAAAAGAAGAAGAAAAAGCGCCCGCCCCCUACAGUGCAGCAGCCACCAUCAGCUCAGCCGCCUGAGACUGUGAAGACAGCCGGGAUGCUGAUCUCCGACAAAGAAGGCGGGCACGUCGUGGCAGAAUCGGGCGAUCGCGCAGGAGGUUCGAUGGUCGGACUGCCUGUGAUGAGAAGGGGCCCGUCUUAAUGGGCACCAGUGGGUGGAAUUCCCUCUACAGCUGCAAAACGUGAAAACCUUCAUCUGUGAGCAUCGCAGUGAUUGUUGGCUCAGGAAGCCUUCAACUUGCACCCCACAUCCUACUAACUUUGAUUUGAUUAUCUAUGUAUUGCCAUGGCCACCGUCAUCCAUCCGUUUCUAUCAACUAGUGUCUCCUUCUUAUGUGUAGGGAGGGGUUAGAAUUAUUGCUUAUUACAGGAAUACUGGUGUCCAUGGUCAUCAUAUGGUUAAGAGUCGUACAAGUAUUGGCAGUCAUAGUUGUAGUAUCAGUAGCGUCAGGGCCAACAGUAGCAGUAGUAGUAGUUGAAGAAGCAGAUUGAAGAAGAGGAAGAAGAAAGUGAUAACGUCAUGAUGGUGGUGACAUGAUUUACUUUUUAUCUUCGUUUUUUCCCCCUUAUUUGGUAUUGAGUAUGAAGGUCACUCUUGUGGUGCAUGCGCAUCUGCCAUGUGUUCCAAUGUUGAAACCUUAUAACGUCGUAUGCAGGCGGUUAGAGAAACUUAGUGUGUAUCUUCGUUUUGUUUGCAGAUAAAUAAUUUAAUUUCCAAAUAAACUGUUCAUAGAUGA
Messenger RNA from Nymphaea colorata (pocket water lily), 1515 nucleotides. Its product is annotated as protein LIGHT-DEPENDENT SHORT HYPOCOTYLS 4-like. Gene Ontology annotation, cellular component: nucleus. The coding region runs from base 198 to 920 and encodes 240 amino acids. The transcript has a single exon. Gene Ontology annotation, biological process: mRNA transcription; response to light stimulus. NCBI's taxonomy places the organism in Eukaryota, Viridiplantae, Streptophyta, Magnoliopsida, Nymphaeales, Nymphaeaceae. The record is from RefSeq and is a predicted model, not a curated record.